AUGUUCGCAUUGAAUUCAAUCAGCAGUACUGUGAGCCCCUGGGGGCUGGACCCGCAGCAUGAGAUGCCGUUCCACAGCGAUGAGUGCAUCUUCCAGAGGAGCAUGCCAUCGGUGGUGAACUUCGUGCUGUACGGCCUAGUGGUCCCCACGCUCUCCAUCUUCGGUCUGUGUACGAACUUCAUCAACGCGGUGGUGUUCAUGCGGCCCAAGAUGACGCCCUCGGCCUUCACCUAUCUGGCGGCACUCUCUUGGAUGGACUGCGUCUCCUGUCUGCUCAUCACGCUAACGGCGCUGUCGCGCAGCUACUUCUACUACAGCCCCGCCUGGAUCACCUACGACUACCGGUGGCAAACGCCGCUGUUCGGCAUCAGCACAGGAGCCGCCAACCUGAUUCUGGCCUGUCUCAGCCUGGAUCGGUUCACCUAUUUGGCCAGCUUCAGGAGGAACAGUGGGCCACCGAAGUUCUGUCGCCGCAAGGUUGCUCGCUAUAUGAUCGCCGUCGUGAUUGCCGUCUCUGUUAUUGCCAAUAUACCAUACUUUUUCGUCUUCUAUGUGGAUCAGGACGGAACCUGUCAUGUGCAAGAGUUCUACUACUCCACAUUUUAUAAGGUGCACAACUGGUUCAGCUUCACCCUGUUGGCCCUGCUGCCAGCCGUAUUCCUGCUGAUCGGAAACACAGCCAUCAUUAUUGCCUUUCGACGGUGGACAAAGCAGAGUCGCCUUUGCCAGUCCACUGCCAACAAUGGCGACACUCGCACCACCAUCAAACGAUACCAGCACCAAAUGAAGCUGACGGUGAGCAUUGUGAUUGUGAUAACGCUCUACAUGAUCGGUGAACUUCCGGCGCACAUGACGUCACGAAAGAGUUCGCUCAAUCUACUCUUCGGGGGCGACACCAACAAAGUGGAUGAGUCGGUGAUGGAGAAGGUGGAGGUGAUCUGCAUCACGCUCAAUGCCCUGCAACUGUCCCUGAACAUUGUCGUGUACGCCGUGAUCAAUCCCUCCUUUAUGCCAGAGUUCUUUCUCUGCCUCAAGGGCACCUCAGAUGUGUGCAUGGGUAUCUGUUGCUUCCGUGCCAUUGGGCGGAGCUGGCGCCGAUGUCGGACCCGACGCCAACAGCAACCCACGGCCGAGGAGUGCGUGGUCAGCAGUGUGGCGCCCCAUCAUUUGCCGGCGGACGAGGCGAUGCAGUGUGGCUGCGCGAGCUGGGCCAGCGACUCCGAUUGUCAGAACGAUGCUCACUGUAGAACAGCUGUGGGCACCUUUACGCUAGUGAAGGAUUCCCAAGAGGAACAACAUUCCCACUCCCAUGGACAUCCAGAGCCAGAGGUGUUCACCACCAGAUCAAGCUCCUGCCUGCACGCGAAAGACUCGGCCACAAACGAUGAUUCGAUCUUCAGCUCUAGCUUUAUUAUAAUCACUUAG
This is a messenger RNA of Drosophila persimilis, 1425 nucleotides long. RefSeq lists its product as uncharacterized. Gene Ontology annotation, molecular function: G protein-coupled receptor activity. Gene Ontology annotation, biological process: G protein-coupled receptor signaling pathway. Bases 1 to 1425 code for a protein of 474 amino acids. The transcript has 3 exons. The record is from RefSeq and is a predicted model, not a curated record. Lineage: Eukaryota; Metazoa; Arthropoda; Insecta; Diptera; Drosophilidae. Gene Ontology annotation, cellular component: membrane.